AUGGUGGCGUCUGAUCUUUUGUCUUUGAUCUUCCUCGCCCUCUUCUGGGUUCAUGCCACACAUGCAGACUCAACGGUGGACAUGAUUGCCCGCUCAUGCAGGAAGACGCCUGUGCGCAACGCAUCGCUUUACGUGGAUGGGUAUUGGCAUCUGGUAGUAUCAAUGGAGCAGGAGAUGGUCCGUAACAAGUUCGCGUUUAAUGAAAUGGGCGAGCCGCCCGAUCGAAUCUAUCUGUUUUCGCAGUGCAUGAACGAUCUUUCAGGCGAAGAGUGUAAAAUGUGUUUCGACCAGAUGAAGACCCUCUUGCCCAGUUGCUUUCCUAACACAGGCGGUCGUGUUUAUGCUGACGGGUGCUUUCUCAGGGCAGAGAAUUACAGUUUCUUUGAAGAAAUUAUUGAGCCAGUUGAUGACAUGCAGAUAUGCAGUGACAGUAUGGAGGGGAGACAGGGGUUUAAUGAUACAACGAGGGAGUUGGUGAUGGAAAUUGCAAAAGAUGCACCACAUAACAGAGGCCAUGCAGUGCAGCACCAGGAGUUGGAAUCAGGUGCAUCCGUCUAUGCCAUGGCUAAUUGCUGGAAGACUAUCAACGCCGAAAUGUGUUCUAUAUGCCUCGGAAAUGCAGCUAUGGCUUCCUUAAGUUGCCUGCCAUCCUCAGGGGGCCGUGUCAUGAACGCUGGCUGCUUUUUACGUUACGCUGAUUAUGACUUCUUCAGCAGCAGCACUGAAGCUCCCAGCAUGUUAUCUUAUGCUAUUUAUGCUACGGGAGUGGUUGCUCUCUGCACUUUCACCAUUACAAUUGGAUUCUGUGUUGGGAAAACUGCUUACCAAGAAAGUAUUCAGGAGCCAAAACUAAAAAGAAUGGAGACGGACUUAUCAGUACAAGACAAAAGCCUGCAGUUUUUGCAGUUCAAGUACUCAACGCUGGAGAGAGCAACUGACUGCUUCAAUGAAGCUCACAAACUUGGUCAAGGAGGAUAUGGUGAAGUCUUUAAGGGAACCUUACCAGAUGGUAGAGAAAUCGCGAUUAAGCGUUUGUAUGUAAGUGGAAAGGGGCGUACAGAUGAUGUAUACAAUGAAAUGGAUAUCAUUAGGAGAGCCCAGCAUAAGAACUUGGUUCGUUUCCUGGGCUGCUGCUUCACCCACAUCGAUAGCUUCCUUGUCUAUGAAUUCCUCGCAAACAAAAGCCUUGACCAUUUCUUAUUCGACCCAGAGAAGAAGAAGGAACUAGAUUGGAAUAAAAGGCUUGGAAUAAUCAUAGGAACAGCUGAAGGUUUGGAAUACCUCCACAUGGACAGUCAAGUGCGAAUUGUUCAUAGAGACAUCAAAGCAAGCAACAUUUUGUUAGACUUGAGACAUAAACCCAAAAUUGCUGAUUUCGGGCUCGCAAGGUUUUAUUCUUGUGACGAAAGCCUCAUCAGCACUGCCAUUGCAGGCACACUAGGGUACAUAGCUCCUGAAUACCUUGCUCAUGGAAGACUAACUGAGAAGGUAGAUGUCUACAGCUUUGGGGUUCUUGUGCUCGAAAUAGUCAGCGGUCAUCGGAACAGUGAAUUUCAACCUACAGAAACGUUUGAAACUCUUGUUACUAAUGCAUGGAAGCGCUUCCAAUCAAAAACAGUAACGGAGAUAAUCGAUGUAAGCAUGGAGAUGGAAGACGUUGAAGAAGCUACAAGAGUUAUUCAAGUGGGUUUGUUGUGUACACAAGAAUCGGCCUCUUUACGUCCAACCAUGACAACGGUUAUUCAAAUGCUUAGAGAAAAGGAUGCCCAUUUGCCGGUGCCAUCCAAGCCUCCUUUCACCGAAGAAUCCAUGGAAAUAUCUCCCUCAUUUGAAUCUUCCCGCCGACGACCUUCUUGUUUAUCUGAUUUAUGUACAUUCCACAGUUUCAAAACAAGUGAGCCCGAAUGAUUCCUUUUUUAUUUUCAUUGGGCU
Messenger RNA from Corylus avellana, 1932 nucleotides. Its product is annotated as cysteine-rich receptor-like protein kinase 46. Gene Ontology annotation, molecular function: protein kinase activity; ATP binding. The record is from RefSeq and is a predicted model, not a curated record. NCBI's taxonomy places the organism in Eukaryota, Viridiplantae, Streptophyta, Magnoliopsida, Fagales, Betulaceae. Gene Ontology annotation, biological process: protein phosphorylation.